UUCAACACCCCCCCUUCCUGCUCCUCCCGGCCGGGACGGUGGGAGCAGCGGCGGCGGCAAGAUGGCGGCCGGGACGGUGGCCGGGAGGGCUCAGGCUCCGCGCGGAGGCGGCUUGGGCUCCUCUGGGCGCCCGCCCAGGCGGCAGGAAGGUCUCUGAGGAGGAAGCGGCGGCGGCGGCGGCGGCGGGGAGGGGGAGGAGGAAGAGAGCCCAGUGGUGAAGUGGCGAACUGCCAUGGCGAACUGCUCUGACAGCGACGAUGACAGCUUCAUGGCCGUGGACCCCGAGGACGCCGUGGCAGAAGGGGGCACCAUGGAGCAGGACGAGAGGCCGCGAGCCAGGCCCCACAUGGAGGAGGGAGAGGAGGAGGAGGAGGAAGCGGCAGCAUCAGCAGCAGCAGGGGCAGCCGAGCACCAGCGUUCCAUGCAGGAGCUGCCGGAGGAGGUGCUGGAGUACAUCCUGUCCUUCCUCUCGCCAUAUCAGGAGCACAAGACGGCUGCCCUCGUCUGCAAGCAGUGGUAUCGACUCAUCAAAGGCGUGGCUCACCAGUGCUACCACGGCUUCAUCAAGGCCGUCCAAGAAGGGAACGUUCAGUGGGAGAGCCGCACGUAUCCCUACCCAGGCACCCCCAUCACCCAGCGCUUUUCGCACAGCGCGUGUUACUACGACUCCAACCAGUCCAUGUACGUCUUUGGGGGCUGCACGCAGAGCAGUUGCAACGCAGCUUUCAACGACCUCUGGAGGCUCGACCUGAACAGCAAGGAGUGGAUCCGGCCCUUGGCUUCAGGCUCUUACCCUUCGCCAAAGGCAGGAGCCACGCUGGUCGUCUACAAGGACUUGCUCGUGCUGUUCGGGGGCUGGACGCGGCCCAGCCCAUAUCCCCUGCACCAGCCGGAGCGGUUCUUUGACGAGAUCCACACUUACUCGCCCUCCAAAAACUGGUGGAACUGUGUGGUGACGACCCACGGCCCCCCUCCCAUGGCCGGCCACUCCUCCUGCGUGAUCCGGGACAAGAUGAUUGUCUUUGGGGGCUCCCUUGGCUCUCGGCAAAUGAGCAACGACGUCUGGGUGCUGGAUCUGGAGCACUGGGCCUGGUCCAAGCCAAGCAUCUCUGGUCCCAGCCCUCAUCCACGAGGGGGCCAGUCACAGAUUGUCAUAGACGACGAGACCAUUCUGAUCCUCGGGGGCUGCGGGGGGCCGAACGCGCUCUUCAAGGACGCCUGGCUGCUGCACAUGAAUUCCGAGCCCCCCUGGACGUGGCAACCCCUGAAGGUGGAGAACGAAGACCAGGGAGCCCCCGAGCUCUGGUGCCAUCCGGCCUGCAGGGUGGGCCAGUGCGUGGUGGUCUUCAGCCAAGCCCCCAGCGGGCGGGCGCCCCUCAGCCCCAGCUUGAACUCUCGCCCGUCACCCAUCAGUGCCACGCCGCCCGCCCUGGUGCCCGAGACGCGGGAAUACCGCUCCCACUCCCCGGUCCGGAGCGCGGACGAAGCGCCCUGCGUCAACGGCCGCUGGGGCACCCUCCGGCCCCGGGCCCAGCGCCAGACGCCUUGCGGCUCCCGGGAGGGCAGCCUCUCCCCGGCCCACGAGGACACUUCUCCGGUGCUGAACGGCGGCAGCGGGGGCUUCUCUCCAGGCGCCCCGGCCCCGGGCGGAACCUCCCUGGACAGUCCGCUCCAGGCCUUCUCUCCCAGCACGCCUUCCUCCGCCACCGAAGGCUGCGACCUAAAGACCGGCCUCUCUCUGGCCCCGCGGCGGGGCUCCCUUCCCGAGCAGAAGGACCUGCGGCUGGCACCUGUGGACCUUACCUGGGAGCCCAAGCCCCCGCCCCCCCUUUGCCAGCCGGAGGGGGCGGAGGGCAGGACGGUCGGCCCCAGGAACCCUCCGGAGCAGACGAACGGCGCCCACAGCCCGCCCCGCGUGACCAGCUCCCUGGCAGGGGCCGUCUCCCCCGGAGCCCUGCGGCGCAGCCUGGAGGCGGUGAAAGCCCUCUCCUCCAAGGCGCCCCACGCGGCGCUCAGCCCCCCCUUGGGCUCCUCGCCAGGCUCCCCGGGCGGCCAGAGUGGAGCCGCCGCCGCCGCCAGUGAGGCCGCUGUGGCGCCCCCUGGCGCCCCUCGGCCCGGCUCCGCCCAAGGGGAUGGGCACGCCUUACCGCCCAUCGCCCGGCGGCUGGGCCACCACCCGCCCCAGUCGCUGAACGUGGGCAAGCCCUUGUACCAGAGCCUGAACUGCAAGCCCAUGCAGAUGUACGUGCUGGACGUGAAGGGCCUCAAGGAGCGCGGGCGGGUGCAGUGGAAGCUCUUCAGCAGCGGGGCCGUGGUGGGGCCGCCCGAGACCAGCCUGCACACCGUGGUACAAGGCCGGGGCGAGGUGAUCAUUUUCGGCGGCCUGAUGGACAAGAAGCAAAACGUCAAGUACUACCCCAAAACAAAUGCCUUGUACUUUGUGCGAGCCAAGAGAUAAUCCAGGCGACGGCAGCAGCCCCCACCCCCUUCCUGCCCCCCUGCCCCGCCAGCCUCUGAGCUCCCCUCAAACCCUCCAGACCCUUCCGUAGCGCUCUGUCAAGCAGGCUGUGAAUUUGGGGUUCCACCCACCCACCAAUAAAAAGAUCUAAACAAACGCCA
Molecule: messenger RNA, 2619 nt
Organism: Elgaria multicarinata webbii
Lineage: Eukaryota; Metazoa; Chordata; Lepidosauria; Squamata; Anguidae
Gene: FBXO42
Product: F-box protein 42
Exons: 10
Coding region: 233-2458 (741 amino acids)
Cellular component (GO): SCF ubiquitin ligase complex
Molecular function (GO): ubiquitin-like ligase-substrate adaptor activity; protein binding
Source: RefSeq, a predicted model, not a curated record